AUGAAUAAAUUCAGGGAAUGGCGAACACAACGCAAGUCAGCUAUCAUUGUCCCCACGGAGUCGCCCCGCGAUGAUCUGUCCCCACGAUAUGAGACAGAUCCCCCUCAAGAACUCGAUUCUUCGACUCUAAAGUUUGGACUAGAUACAAUUCAUGAGUCCCCUGAUGCAAUUGUUGAUAUAUGCUUUAUUCAUGGUUUGACCGGCGACCGGGAUAAGACUUGGACCGCCCAUGGGCAGAGCGUACCAUGGCCCAAGAUACUGCUUCCAAAAAAACUCAAUGCUCGAAUUCUUAUGUAUGGCUAUGAUGCCCAUGUUACACGCAAGUCUGUUGCUUCAUCCAAUCGCCUGAUAAACCAUGCCCAGAAUCUCUUGGGUGACUUGACAGCUGACCGAGGUCUCUGCAAUGCCUCUUCUCGCCCCAUAAUCUUCGUUGCUCAUAGUCUUGGCGGCCUCGUCUGCAAGAAGACGAUUCUUCUUUCCCAAAAUGCGGCGGAGCCUCAUUCUCGCGCGCUAUUCAAUUCUGUGAAAGGUGUUGUGUUCAUGGGGACGCCUCAUAAAGGGGCAUGGAUGGCAGAUUGGGCCAAAAUCCCUGCUUCGAUAUUUGGCCUCGUUAAAUCCACAAAUCUGAUGUUAUUGGAUAUACUCCAAAAGGACAACCAACUGUUAGACUCAAUCCAGGUCGAUUUUCUCACAAUGAUUCGACGACUCCGAGAGGGCGGCCGAAGCAUUGGGAUUACAUGUUUUUUUGAAGAACUUCCCUUCCCAGUUGUUGGCAAAAUUGUAACAACCGAGUCUGCCACGCUUGAUGGAUAUGACAUCUAUAGCAUAUACGCCAAUCAUCGUGAUAUGGCUAGAUUUGCCUCUGAUGAAGAUCCCGGGUUCAAGAGACUGCUCUGGCAGCUUCAUAGUUGGACAGCACAAGUCGGUAAAAAGGCCCCUAUUGCAAUCUUAAUGGAAGCCUUUGUGAACUGA
This is a messenger RNA of Penicillium malachiteum, 972 nucleotides long. Its product is annotated as esterase/lipase family protein. Bases 1 to 972 code for a protein of 323 amino acids. The record is from RefSeq and is a predicted model, not a curated record. The transcript has a single exon. Lineage: Eukaryota; Fungi; Ascomycota; Eurotiomycetes; Eurotiales; Aspergillaceae.